AUGCAGUCGAAUCAACUCCAUCCAGGAACCCACGCCUUCCAUGUGCCAGCAAAGCAGUUAACAUUCGAAUAUGUGGUGCAUCGUUCACCCAGCACAGAAGAUAAAGCGACACAAAACGUGAUUGUCGUCCAAUGCCCUGGCUGGGGGCUAGGAUCUGAAUAUCUUCAAAAUGGCCUACAAGGACUAUGGAAACCAAACAGCGACCCCAACACCACAAACCCCAUGAACACCGUCAUCUUCUUCCACCCUCGCGGAACAGAUGGAUCAUCCAGACCACCAGCCUCGCAAAUGAGCAGCAUGCCCGAUCUCGCCUCUGACCUAGAGGAUCUGCGCCAGCAUUUGCAUCUGGAAAAAUACCCCGUUCUCCUGGGCCACUCGAACGGCGGAGCGAUUGCGCUGGGAUAUGCGCAGAUAUAUCCCAGCCGUGUCGGCAAGCUGAUACUCCUCGAUCACCAGCUAGUAGGCGUUCAAGAUAAAAGACUUUUAUUGCUCGAAGGUACGCGCAUAGAUGCCCGGUACCAGGCUGCGUGGGACAGGAUGUCGGAUCGGCAGGGCGGGUCGGACGAGGAGUUCACGGAGUCGGUGCGAGGCAUGUGGCCUUUGUAUUUUUUUGAUCCGGGGCGGUACGUGCCCGAGCUAUUGCGUGAUAUUGGCGAGCGCAAGUUGUCGGUUUGGUGCUAUGAGGCUCAGGGGCGAUGUGACAAGAAACUUGGGCACCGGAUGCUAAUGGUGGAGGGGCUGAAAGAUGUCCGGGCGAAAACACUCAUGUUAUUUGGCCGUGAAGAUAUGAUCUGUGGGAUAGGGAUUGCAGAGCGGACGAUAGAGGGUAUUCCAGAUGCUCGAGUAAUCAUUUAUGAUGAGUGUGGGCAUUUUCCGUGGAUUGAGCGAAAAGAACAGACCAUACUUGAUAUCCGUAAAUUCAUUGAAGAAAAGAGAGAUUAG
This is a messenger RNA of Penicillium paradoxum, 942 nucleotides long. Its product is annotated as alpha/beta fold hydrolase. The transcript has a single exon. Bases 1 to 942 code for a protein of 313 amino acids. Lineage: Eukaryota; Fungi; Ascomycota; Eurotiomycetes; Eurotiales; Aspergillaceae. The record is from RefSeq and is a predicted model, not a curated record.